Messenger RNA from Nematolebias whitei (Rio pearlfish), 4649 nucleotides. RefSeq names its product AKT1 substrate 1 (proline-rich) (gene akt1s1). The record is from RefSeq and is a predicted model, not a curated record. Gene Ontology annotation, biological process: neurotrophin TRK receptor signaling pathway; negative regulation of protein kinase activity; negative regulation of TOR signaling. Bases 457 to 1518 code for a protein of 353 amino acids. Lineage: Eukaryota; Metazoa; Chordata; Actinopteri; Cyprinodontiformes; Rivulidae. The transcript is spliced from 6 exons. Gene Ontology annotation, cellular component: cytoplasm.
AAUGCUAGCUAGCUUGCUGCCUAUGGUGUCUAGCCUUGCUAGGGGAGAGAAAUCGUGGCAGAGGGCAGAAAUACUUGUGACUAGAAGAAAAAUUAAGCCUGUUUAACAUCUGGCACCGGGGAAGAAAGAAACAGAACAGGUAUCACCAGCAAGUUGGAAACAUCUCUUCUCUCCCCUGGCUCUCCAUUGUGCAAGGACACCACCUGAAACAUCAUCUUAAAGUCACAGAGUGCCUCUUCCCCCCACCCUGCAUCUUCAUUACUGCAAAAACUGCACCAGCAAGAAACCAGUCAGAUACAUUGCAGCUGCCAAAGUCAGAGCUUUAAGUUUGAAGCCCCCAGAUCAGCCAAAUAAAAUCCCACUUCUGAUCAUCUAAUUUUCAAAUCUCCCUAAUUUCUUAUCGGUGUUACUCAUCAGGGUAAGUAGGAACUCUUAAAACGAGGACUCCGCGUUAUCAUGGCCUCCAUAAUCCAUUCAUCUGAGCCUGAGAUCCCAGACAACCACAAAGAAAGCUGGCUGGCGCUACUUUCUGCUGCUGAAAUAUACUGCCAAAAAUCUGGCUGUGACCUGGCCAUCCUCACAGCCUGCAAGAAGUUCCGGUCACCUUCUGGAGAAGGAGAGGGAGUGAAGACCCGGGAGGGCAGCGCCGCCUUCCAGAGGGAGUGUGAUUUCUCCUAUAACGUGUGGGGUCCGGGAUUACUGGCAGAAUCAGCACGCCGCUACAUGGAUGAUAUUGGUGUGCUGCAUUCCACGACCAUGCUAACAGCUCAAAAGCACACACGCCAAACCGGGGAGGAGGGAGGAACUAAGCUGAUGGUUGACUUGACCUCUGACCUUGGUCACAGAGGGAACUUGACAGGUGACAGCGGGGUGGGUGGAGUCAGUCCCAACGGCAGACUUUACUCCCAAAAUUACCCGUCCAUCUACAGCUCAGAAGGUGCAGCGUUGCAUGGCGGCGGGCAAAACGGGAACAGAGAGAAGGGACGGGAGAGGAGCAUUCUGGAGGCAGAGCGAGAGAGACAGAGGUCCGGGAUUGUCAAUUUGGAGGAAGAGGGAGAGGAGGCGGAGGAGGAGGAGGACAUGGAUGAAAGACAGCCUUAUGGGAAUGAAAGUGCUGGUGUUUUCUCGAUGGACGAGGACUCCAUUUCUCGGGACUGUGAGCCGUUCUUUGAAUCUGAAGGAGAAGAGGAAAGCACUGAUGGUUCUUUGAGUGAGGAGGCCCCCCCGCCACCGCGCGGCAUGGCUAUGGUUAAGCCUGCGUUCUCAGCCCGCCACGUCCAACACCCCCUGGCUCUGGCCCGCUCCCUGCCUGUGUCUGUCCCUGUAUGGGGCUGCAAAAGCACCAGAGCUGCUCAGGGGGACAGCAGCAGCGGCGAACGGGUGGGCUGUGCUGACCUCGAGCACAUCGCCGCCAGCAUGAAGGCCCUGCUGGUCCCCGGAGCCACCGACGGGACGGAGAUGUUCGGGGCCCUGCCGCGGCCCCGUCUCAACACCGGCGACUUCUCCCUGAAGCACUGAGCGGGUUAGGAGCGAGGCGAGCAGAGAGAAAGGGAUUGUGAGGAUUGUGACAGUAUGUGAAACAGUGUAAAAGCUAGUUCCUCCGUUUCUUUCUCCCCUCACUAACCAAAAUUAACUGCACGUGCGUUUUCAGGAGUAACGAGUGUGAAGGAAUAACACUACCACCACCUUUACUUCGGCUCGUAACAUUUCCCACCACUACACGUACACUACAUUUGGACUGAGCCUCAGGUUGUGUGCUUUUUGACCCGCAGCGCUGCACAGCAGCGACUCUAAUCAAGACUGAAGCUGAGAUUGAACAUGUUUACCUGCGUUGUGACGCCCUCUCAUCUGUAGCUGCUUUGUUGUUGGGUCUGGUGCUCCACGCUGACACCUCAUAGUGAAUAACAGCAAAAAAAAAACAACAUCAUUUACAAGAAACGUGGCAAAUUAUUGUGAUUAUCACAAUUUCUUUUGUUCUUAAGGGUUGGAUAGAAAGGCUGAAGACUCCUUCGUGCUGGCAUUAAACAUUAAACCUCUAAAGAUCACUAAUUGGCCGUGCAGACACAUUUUAGCAAGCAGUCCUGUCUGCUUUUGCUUUUUUGAUGCUGCAGUUGCUUUAUCAGUGUUUUUGACUUGCCAGAUUUUCACCAGGACUCCGGCAGAUUGGUCGUCAGUGCAAACAAGUCGCCACAAGAUGGUGCCGUUAAACUGCAGCCAACAAAAAGUUUAAAUGGUGACAGAUUUAUCCAUCCGCCUUUGUUAAUGAUUGGAAAAUGUUCUAGAGUCUAAAAAAUAUAUUAUUAACGGGUGAAGAGCUUAGUUGUUGCUGUUAAUGUUGCUAAUAUCUCAAACUAUCAUGUUGACGUAGAUCAUGGAAGUUGGCUGUAGUUGGUGAUUGGCCUCUUCAAAUCAGUUCUCAGAGAAACCCACGCUGGCUUUUAAGUAACUCUGGUUUAAAGGUGACACAUUUAACCCAACAUGUUAAUUAUUAAGCUGUUAGACUUGGUCCAGGCGACUUCCUGCUCCACACGCCAGUUUCAGACUGGGUCAAUGAUUUAUUAUGACGUUCUGCAGAAGCGCAACAAUGAAUUAAGUGUUUGAACGUGGAAACGUCGAACUCCACACCGGUGCCACGAUUCUCGGAAGCCGGAGUCCAUUGAUGUGAGGUUUUCUUCGGUCGAUGCAGAUCUUUAGAAAUCUGUGCAGCAGAUGCAGAUGCAAUACAGCAACCAUUAAUAUUUAAUUUUCUUAAGUUCGCAUAAACAAAAAAUUUAACAAUUACCCGAACUAAACGUGUGUUUUAAUCCUUAGAGGAACACGGACACCUAAAAGAAGACAGACGUGGAUACAUUUGUUGGUUCCCCUCCAUAUUAUUAUAUAUAAAUAAAAAACUGACACGACUCAAUCUUGGAAACUUCGACGCAGGUAUUUUGCUGAAUUUCUGUCUUUGUUUUAUUUUUUGCUAAUCUUGGAGCCUCCUGGGUCUUCAUGAAGCCGUUUAUGGAUCAGAAUGAGACCGAGCAGAAAGUUGACCUCGGACUUCAGCUUGAUGGUUUUAUUGGCUCUUUUUCUACAGCGCUGUCUGAUCAACCUGGGGUUGCAUUUCCUCUUGCAUCCAUGUCCUGGAAAGUUGUCUACCUUCCCACGGGCCUUCUACUUUUUUAAUAAUCUUGCCAGCUGUGAUUAUAGGAUCGAGAAGCUGCUUGGAGAUGACCUUUAAAAGGAGAGGAAAUGGUUGAUAAAAAGCGUCAAGCCUCCUAAGACACUAAUUAAAUUUGUUUUGUUGUUUUAAACUGGACUAUUUAGCAGAUUAAUCAACUCUAAGGGCACAAAUCUGUUAAUAUUUAGCAUAUUUUUGAAAAAAUAAAACAUUUUUCAUUCACUGUCUUAUACUACAGACUUGCAGAUUUUUCUUAAACACCUGCUUUUAACUGAAUAGUGAUAAUAACAAAUGACUCGUUAAUAAUAAUGAUAACCGAGUCGUCGUUUCAGUGAGCUUUGAGGGGAACAACAGAUUUAUCUGCGUCUGUUUUUAAAGUCGAGCGGUUCUGUGAGUGGCUGAUUUCAGCUUUUUCUCACUCUGUGUCUGGAUAACUGGCCAAAAUCACAUUAUUCAGAAAGUGAUGACUAUUGUCCAAACAAUAAGUCUAUUUAAAGUCGAUCGCUUGAGUGUAAUUGCUUUGAAUAAAACAGACCAUUCAAUAUUUGAUUUGUAGUUUAUACACCAAAGGGUAUUAAAUCACCAUUUUACUUGUUUUUUUUUUUUUUGUUUGUUUGUUUGUUUUCUGACCACACUUGCCUUUAUGAGUCCCUUUUAUUGAUUUGAAACCCAAACAGGUGAAUUUUAUUAACCCAAAGCAAAAAAAGCUCAUUUUUAAAGAUGAGAAGUUAAAUCUAUAAAUCACUUAAGCAGGUUGAAAAUGAAUCCAAACCAUCAACACUGAAGGAAAAUUCCUCCAAUCAAGCCAGUCGAUCUCUGGAACGUCUGAUCAUUUUCAGGACAAACGGGAUUGUUUAUGAUUAUAAAUGUGAUUUUUGAGGCCGCUGUAAGAAAUGAGAACUUUCUGUGGGGCAGAAAAGCACCGAGCGUCACGGGUUGUGUUCAGCUUCGUACCUAAAGAAAAGAGCUGAAGGGCUUUUUUAUGUUUGCUUUAAUGUUUGGGAGAAAAGGCUGUGUUGUUUUUUUUUUUUUUUUUUUUUCAAAAUUCUCCAUAACUGAUUGAAACAAGUCAGUUUGAACCAUUAGCUUCUGUCUUAUAACGAGUAAAUGACCAACAGGCUCUUUGUUUAUUUGUAUUUCUCACGAGGAGCAGAAACCGUAAGAAUGACGGUUUUAACAUAAACCUUUUGUAAACGUGAGCAGAGGACACCAGCACCUUCUCAUUACACGACUUCUUUUUAUUUUCUCCAAUGAAUGACUGACUGAUUGAAUGAUUGUAAACCAAUUCUGCUUUCCAGGUGACGGUGUUGUUCUCUCAUUUUCUUUGAUGUUUAAAUGCCUGACGAGAGAAGAAGUGACUGUGUGUGCGUGAGAGAGAUAGAAAAAACGGGGAUGGAGUUGGUUUGAAAUGCGUCCAUCUCUGACAUUUCAAAAAUAAACAAAUGUUCCGUUAAAUACUUUUAUGUUUCAAAUAAAAGAGCGACACCAA